Molecule: messenger RNA, 2916 nt
Organism: Hydractinia symbiolongicarpus
Lineage: Eukaryota; Metazoa; Cnidaria; Hydrozoa; Anthoathecata; Hydractiniidae
Product: xylosyl- and glucuronyltransferase LARGE2s-like
Exons: 18
Coding region: 189-2366 (725 amino acids)
Biological process (GO): protein O-linked glycosylation via mannose
Molecular function (GO): glucuronosyltransferase activity; xylosyltransferase activity
Source: RefSeq, a predicted model, not a curated record
ACAACAAAGUGACGCACAAAAUAGUUUUUCUUUCACUCACUCAUAAGGAAGUCACAUAUGAUAUAUAACAUAUCUGCCUAUAGCUAAUUAUAUAUCUUCUGACCCUUAGUGCCAACCAUAGUCCAGAAAAUAAUAGCUAGCUGCAUUUAAUGUUCUUAUUCUUUGGGAAUUGAAAAAUGUAAUUGCCCAUGAUGGCAAGGAAAUGUCGACUUGACAAACUUAUUAAUACUUUGGUGGUUUGUUCAGUAUCAUGUUCUAUUGUGCUUCUUUUGUGGAGUUUGAGCUUUGAUUCAACACCAAACAAUGCAUCGAGAAAGCUCAUUGGGAAAGAGCUUACUGGUGAUUCAACAUUAAAGUUUCGCACCACGUUUCAGUUAGUGGAUCAUCUUACACCUACUCAUGAAGAAAAUGACAAAGAAAAAGAAAUCAAGCUGCUAAAAGAAGAAUUGAAGUUUACGAAAGAAGCUUUAAGAGAAGUUAAGAGCAAACAAAAGGAAAGAGGGCAUAGUUAUUCUAUGAACGAUCUGCCAAAAUGCCAAUUAUUGCACAUUGCUAUUGUUUGUGCUGGUUACAAAGAAACACGCCGAGUGGUGACAUUGAUUAAGUCCAUUUUAUUUUAUCGCCAACAUCCGCUUCACUUUCAUUUCAUAUCUGAUUCAGCUGGGCGACAUGUGCUUCAAGUGUUGUUCAAAAAAUGGAAGUUACAAAAAGUGAGUAUAAGUUUCUACGAUGCUGACAAACUCAAAGCUGAAGUUGAGUGGAUACCAAAUAGUCAUUACUCUGGAGUGUAUGGCUUAAUGAAGCUUACUCUGACAAAAGCAUUACCUGAUAUCUUGGACAAGGUUAUUGUGCUGGAUACAGAUGUGUUCUUUCUGACAAAUAUUGCAGAACUUUGGAAAUUGUUUGAGAAAUUUUCCACUCAGCAGGCUAUUGGACUUGUAGAAAACCAAAGUGAAUGGUACACUGGAAAACUCUGGAAGAAGUACAAGCAUUGGCCGGCUCUGGGCCGAGGAUUCAACACAGGUGUUAUGUUGUUCGAUUUACAAAAGCUUCGACAAAUUGGAUGGGCAAACUUAUGGAGGAUGACGGCAGAAAAACAAUUGAUCAAUCUCUUGUCAACUGUACUGGCUGAUCAAGAUGUAAUAAAUGCUGCCUUGAAAGAUAAUCCACAAGUUGUGUACAAGUUACCCUGCGAAUGGAAUAUUCAGCUAAGUGAUAACACUCAAAGUGAGUACUGCUAUGAGGAAGUGACAGAUCUAAAAAUCAUACACUGGAACUCACCAAAAAAACUUGGAGUCAAACAUAAACAUGCAAAGUAUUUUCGUAACAUGUAUCUAACAUUUCUGCAGUAUGAUGGAAAUCUGUUGAGGAAUAAAAUUUUCUCUUGUAAUGUUGGUCAAGAUAUGGAAGGUGAAAGUACUAGCGAUGUUACAUUAACAGAAUCUGAUCAAUGUUAUGAAUUUAAUUUGGAACAGACCAUGUCGAGAAGAGUUCAUUUGUUUUAUGUUGAUUAUAACUAUGAACCCAUUGAUGGUAAAGAUAUCACAUUGUUAGCACAUUUAUCUAUGGACAGACUUCAAAUAUUAGAAUCACUAGCGCAGCAUUGGGAAGGACCAAUGUCGAUAUCUUUGUAUGCAUCUGAUGCUGAAGCUCAGCAAUUUUCACGCUAUUCCAGCAAAUCUGAUGUUCUCAGCAAGAGGGGAAAUAUAGGAGUACAUAUUGUAUACAAGGAUGGGGAUCUCUAUCCAGUCAACUAUCUUCGCAAUAUUGCUUUAGAACAAGUUCAAACAACACAUGUUUUUUUAAGCGAUAUCGAUUUUCUACCAAUGACAGGAUUGUACACUUAUUUACGUAACAUUGCGAGUUCUACAGAUCUGCAAAAGAAGGCUGUUGUGGUACCUGCUUUCGAAGCGUUUCAGUACAAGUUUAAUUUUCCACCAACUAAAGAAAUUUUAAUCAACAUGCUUGAUAGUGGAAAGCUUGAUACAUUCAGACAAAAUGUUUGGCCGGCUGGACACGCUCCGACAAAUUUUGACAAAUGGAAAUCCGCUACAAAAAAUUAUAUGAUCGAGUGGAAGACAGAUUUUGAACCUUACAUUUUGGUGAAGCGUCAAAAUCUACCAUAUUACGAUAUGAGAUUUGUAGGCUUUGGUUGGAACAAGGUUUCGCAUAUCAUGGAACUUCACGCUGCUAAGUACAAAUUCAUAGUUGCAGCGAACGGAUUUAUCAUACAUAUGCCCCAUGCUCCCUCUUUUGAUAUCACGAAAUACAGAUCUAAUAAUGUAUAUAGAAGAUGUUUACGAAAACGAAAAGAAGAAUUUAAAGGUGAUCUAGAAAGAAAAUAUAAAGUAAAUUUUGAUAGUUAGUAUAUCAGGAAAUAGGUUUACAUAUUUUAUGUUUUAAAUUAAGAGACGUCUUUAAAAAAUCGGUAAUCAGAUUUUUCUAAUAAAUGAUUAUACGCGAUAAAGUGCGAUAAAGUCGAAACUCAAGGGAUUAAAUGAUUGCACAUGAUAUGAUAAUGAAAUUAAUCGCUUUUAUUCGCGUUUAUAUUUCUCGGAUAUUUUGAGACUUGAUGUCUGGCCGAGAUUUGCUUAUAAAGAAAAUAAAUAAAUUACGUAAUAAAUAAAAAAAUGGAAUUUUUCACUCUUGAGGUAAAUAAGGUAUACAUUUAUUUAUUUCAAAGUGUAUUUAUAUAUAUAUAUAUAUGUAUAUUAUGCAUAUAUUUUUUAUUGUAAUAUGACGAUUUUUAGUAUAUUAUUUUGUGUUUUUAUUUGAUUGUCCAAAACUGGCAUAAACACGUAUAAUUUUACAUAUAUAUGUCAAUGCUAGCUUUGAAGGAGGUAUAUUCUUCAUAUUUUUAGAAAAUGAAUGUAUAAAUAAAGAUUUUUAUUUUAACCGAGUGUCUAUUCACACCGA